AUGGCUCAUGAUUCUACUGGCACACUAAGAAAAAACCGAAUCGAAAAAUGCCCAUUUACAAAUCCUGCUAAGUUUAUGAAAUUACCUAGGGGAUCUGAAGAACAUUUUUGUGAUGCUGAAUCAGGGAUAAUUGCAGCACGCUGGCAAGAUAAUGGCAUUGUUACCAUUGCAUCAUCUGAGUAUGGAGUAUCACCAGUAGUGAAGGCUGAACGCUAUGUUGCUUCUCAGAAGAUACGUGCUGCUGCUACUGAAUGGCUACAGAAUCACGGCAAAAAGCCAAGUAAUCUAGGAAGAUCACGAUCAGUUCUCAGUGUUGCAGGUGUAUCUCCACAAAUGCGCUAUGAUAAUGUAGGCUACAACGAGGGGAUUGGCUCGAUGCUUGAUGCGCGUGAUGAUGAUCACUUGAUGCACCCACAACAAGCUUGCUGCCCCAUAGCAGCCACAACGAGUUUAUUGCGUCGAUGCACCUACAACGAAGGGAUUGACGCGACAGCCUCAAGGAUAUGUUUGCCUCGAUAUAACCACAACGAGAAGGUUGACUCGAUGCAGCCACGACGAGAUUAA
Molecule: messenger RNA, 564 nt
Organism: Scylla paramamosain (green mud crab)
Lineage: Eukaryota; Metazoa; Arthropoda; Malacostraca; Decapoda; Portunidae
Product: piggyBac transposable element-derived protein 2-like
Exons: 2
Coding region: 1-564 (187 amino acids)
Molecular function (GO): sequence-specific DNA binding
Source: RefSeq, a predicted model, not a curated record